AUGAGUUUCUUCCCCGAAGUUUCAAUUCUUUCCCGGUCAUUCGAUGAGUGGAUGAAUCUCAUUUAUGAUAAUAGAGAGAUGUGCAAGAAACCUGCUCCAAUAGGAUACAAUUAUGGGUUAACUGGUGCUCAUCUAGUUGCAUUUCCUAUUUAUGUUAUGGCUUUUUAUACCUUAUAUGAAGAGAAGUCUCCGAAUUUCAAGAUCUACAAAAAGUAUCUGGCCACUCAUGUUGUCAGCAAUUUCCUAUUUGAACUUCAUCUAUCUGUCGUCAUGAAACCUGUUCUCUACCUACCGUAUCCCACUUUACGAAUGACCGGAGCAUUCUUUUUCACAUAUAUAAAUGGAUUCUUUAUGUUUUUCAUAUUCUAUUUCUUCAUCGCUUCUACUGGAUGGUCAAUUCUAGAACUACUCUAUUACCGGUUCAAGUUGAUUUCAACCAACAAUCUCUGUUCAAAAUGGGUCAGGAAAUCUGCUUCAAUUGUUGAAGGUGGCCGACAUACCCUCGUUGUAUUCUCCGGGUGCACCUUCUGUUUUUUGGGACUUUGUGUCACUGGAAUGUUUGAACAAACUAAAUACAAACAGAAACUAGAGAUAAUAAACGAGUACCCGGAACUCCUUUGUACUUCUGCAAUAACACUUCCGAAAACCACAAAUGAUGGCAUCAAGCCAAUCCAUCUUUUCAACGUUUCUGUUCUUGCUUCUACAAUUCUCGGCUCAUUUUUAUGUGCAACAAUGGGAGUUGUUUCCUUCUUAGCCCUGGAUGAAAUGGUCAAAGAAUCUCAGUCAUCUAUGAGAACUAUCGCAAUGCAUCGAUCGUUUCUUGUCAGUUUAUUCUGUCAAAUUGGUGUUCAUGGAGUCAUGAUGGGAUUCCCGUUAUUUAUUUAUAUUGUUUCAAUUAUUUUCCAUUUCGAGGGUAACGAAGUUGGAUACGUGGCUAUCGUAUUGGCAUCUCUCCACGGGGCAAUGAGUACAUUGGCAAUGAUUCUGUUCAAUCGACCACUUUUUCAUCUGGCGAAAUCAAAACUUCAAUCCAUUUUCUUUCCAAGAAACAUAUCAGUUGGCGAUGUGUCUUUGGUGUCCAGUAGUUUAUCAAGACCAAAUGAUAGUGUUCGAAACGGAAGUUGA
Messenger RNA from Caenorhabditis remanei, 1125 nucleotides. RefSeq lists its product as uncharacterized. The record is from RefSeq and is a predicted model, not a curated record. NCBI's taxonomy places the organism in Eukaryota, Metazoa, Nematoda, Chromadorea, Rhabditida, Rhabditidae. The transcript has 4 exons. Bases 1 to 1125 code for a protein of 374 amino acids.